This is a messenger RNA of Lithohypha guttulata, 4224 nucleotides long. RefSeq lists its product as uncharacterized. The transcript is spliced from 2 exons. The record is from RefSeq and is a predicted model, not a curated record. The coding region runs from base 1 to 4224 and encodes 1407 amino acids. Lineage: Eukaryota; Fungi; Ascomycota; Eurotiomycetes; Chaetothyriales; Trichomeriaceae.
AUGGCCGACAAUCCAAACGAGGACCAUGAGAACUGGAAUGAAACUCCAGGCAACGGAGAGUAUAACAUUGACGAGAACAAUGCUUUGAUUUUUUCCGAUGAGCCAUAUGAGCACAUUCCUGGAGGCCAUGCUGUUGCCAAUCUGCCAGAGACUACUGCCUCCUCCACCGUGCAUAGUGUUGUUCGGCAGAGAGCUGCAUACAACCUUGAAUCGUUAGAAGACCAUAUGAACCAUACAGGUUUCAAUUUUUUGUCAUUGAACAUGCCUAGAAAUGUCGGGCAUCAGUCAGACCCGAUGGUUCCAGCCUUGCUCGCACGUUGCAAUUCGGUCAACAACGAUAAGUCUGAAACUCUACCUGAGCGGCGAGACGAAACAAGCCCUUUAAGGUUUGACAAACACGAAGCUCACGAAGCCCACGAACCCUCGGUCACAAUCACUAGUCAAGAACACGACCUAGUUGCAGCUGAGGCAACCACGGCAGCUCCACUGGCUGCAGACGAACCUGAUGUCGAGAAUUUAUCGAUCGCCGAGCCAGCUGAAGAAGCAGGAGCACCAUCUAUAGAGUAUCCCAGUCAUGCUGAUGGCACACCACAGGCUGAGCCUACUGACCAACAAUUCGAAGGGUCAUGUGGUGGUGCCACUCAGUUCGGCAGCCAACAGACAUCCGCAUCAGAUCCUCGCCUAGACAUGAUGAAUUUCAGGCCAUGGAACUUUCGUGUUAGCUCAAGAAUACCAUCCAAGGACACUUCAUGUCUAGGCACACCUCAGCGAAGACCACAAAGUCCACCACAGUCUGUAUUGAAGCCUCAGAACAGAGACUCAAAGGUCAGGAAGGUCCCACGCAGACCAUCUGUAUGUAAUUCGUCACCCUCAAUGAACGGCCCAUCCUCAACCUCAUUAUCAGAAGAGGAUAUAACGUUGUUGUUGUUCCGCAGACGACGACAACAGGCCGAAUCUAGUGCUCAAUUACUCAAAUCAUAUCGACUUGCAGUAUCCGAGAACGAGCAACUCAAGAUUGCUAACGCCGAGGGUCAACAAGAGUUACAUGAUACUGUCAGCAAGUGGCAUGCUAGCGUCAAAGAGAACCAUGUUCACGAGGCAGAACUUCGAGCAUUCAAAGACAAGUACAUCAAGCUCAAAGGAUGGGCUCAGGACAUUGCCAAGGACUAUGCAGAGUUGAAAGAGAGCUUCGAUGUAUCCUUCCAGGAACUGAAAGCUCUCGACACACUCAGAGCAGCAUCCAGGACUGAUGUAGAGAAAAUGCUGUCUGAUUGUGACUCGGCUGUCAAGCAGGUCAGCAUUCUGAAGAGCGAAAUCGGCGAAAUCAAAGCAGAAUCAGCUCGAUCUGAUGUGUUGCAAGACAAGCUUGCUCAAGAAAAAACAAAAGUGCGAGAGGAACAGCUUCGAAACAAGAAUCAUGCAUUUUAUAUCGAACGACUCGAAACCUCGCGAUGUGCCAUGCAAGCCAGUUUCAGCAAGAGACAGGAUGAACUGACAAACGAGCUCACGGGACUCAAGACUGCUCUUGAAAAGCAGGAUGGGAACAUGUCCAUCAACAUCGUGACAUCUAUCCUUCAAGCUCUGGAAGAGAUUCGGGAACGAGCUGAGCACGGUACCAUGGAUGCUGGUGAGCUCAAAAACCUUCAGACUCUGGUAGAGAAGAACCAGGAAGUAGUGAAAGAGGCGAUGGUAGAUAUCAGAAACGGUCAGCAUGAUCAACAAGCUGCGACUCAACUGCAGCUUUCGAGUCUGGUUGGUGCCAUCGACAAGUUGCAACCCGAUGUGCAAUACAUGACAACCUUGCAACGCAAUAGAGCCGAAAUGGCUCAGAAGAUGAGAGAUCAGGAGGAGUUUCUCAGGUCCACCCAGCGCGAGAAGAACACACAACAAUUGUUCACUGCUGGAUUGUUGGAAGCUCACAAACAGAUAGCCAGGAGAAUCUCUGUUGCUGAGGACCAGUCAGAGAAGGCGAAGUCAAGUGAACAAUGGCGGUCUAGAUACCUUCAAGAACAAAGCUUAGCGUCUUCCAGAGCCGGCGAAUUAUUAGAACUUCAGUCAGAAUUAGCGAACACGAGAGAGGAUCUGCAAGUGAAGUCAGCAGAAAUAGUGGAGCUGAACAAUAACAUUGAGGAAGGUAAGAACAAGGUCAAGGUUCUGGAGGAUCAACUUUCCUCAAAGCAAUUUGAAUGGCAAAAGAAACGCAAGGAUCUUGCAGAAAGUCAUCAGAGUGAGGUUACUUCUUGCCAAGAGCAGCUCGACACAAAAGUUUCAGAAUUGUCACAGAGGUCCAGCGAUCUCCAGAAACAGACGAUAAUUAACGAUGCAUUGAGGUCGCGAAUUGCUGAGCUCGAAAAUUUGGAGACAGAGCUCAAUGAUCAAUUGUUGCAGCGAGAUAAUCAACUUCAGGAAGAAGGCCGGCAGAUCACUGCCCUAGAGUCAGACACACGAAGCCCAAGAGAGCAGAUGGAGGCCAUGGCGACCAUGGCGACCAUGAAUCAGCAAAUCAAUCAGCUGCAAGUUAGCACUGACGAGCUGGCUGCCCUGAAAACACGAUUGGAUUGUGUUGAUAGAGGAGAAGCAAUGCCCGGCAGCGACGUGUAUCAGGAGGGGUCUGUGCUGUUCAAGAUUCAACGACAGCUGAAAUUGAAGGAUGAGCUUGCUGCGUCUUGCAAAGCCUUGGAGGACAAGCUCACAGCCUCGACGAACGAGCUGGCCAAACUCCAGCACCUGCCUACAGAAAUUCAGACUCUGCAGAGAGCUCAGUUUGACAUAAGCAGCAAGUACAACGAUGUUGUAGCGAAAUAUCAGGAUGCUUUCCGAGAGGCACAGAAAGUGGGUGGUCUUGAACACGAACUUGCAGAGUGCAAAAAGGAGAUCGAAGAUGCACAGAGUUCAUUGAAGAGUGUAAGAGAGUCGCUCAUUACGGCCCAGCACUCUGCGGAUCAGUUACCUAAACUGCGGAGAAGUCUCGAAAUAGCCGAGAGGCUGAAGACCGAAUUCGAGGCGGGCAUGAAGGCUCGCGAUGUCUUAAUAGAAGACCUACGAAUGAAGAACAGGGAGAACGAGGAGCUGGUUACAGGUCUUCAGAAUCGGGUUGCAAAGCUCGAUGAUCUCGAGGAACAGGUAGAACAGCUUCAGGAUGAAGCACGACAGAAGAGUACUCGCCUAGUGGAGAUGACAAGCAGCCACGAUGCGCUUGAGAACAGCAACAAAAAGUUUGACUUACUUCGACAUUAUAUCGAUGAGGAGCACAUUGAUCAGUUUGACGAGGAGAUCAUCCUCUCGUUCAAAAAUGUUAUCAACCAAACUCAAUCUGAACGACGAGCCACUCAAGACACCGAACAGCAGUCAGCAGAUGCCGACGCUGUGAGACCACCCCGACGAGCAGCAAAUCGAGGCAUCAUACAGACGGCUGAGGGACCCGUUGUCCCUGACUCUCAAAGCCAAUGGCUCGAUAUGCGACCUCCAGAACCUGUUCAGCCUGACCCAAGCUUCGAUAUGGACGACGAGUUGUUCGAAGAUGCUUUCGACCUAGAAGCAGCUACACAAAUUGUGGAGAGUUCAGGUCAGAACAUGAGGCAGCUUGCAAAAAACGUGCCUGUUAACCAGCAUGAAGUAGCACAUAGUCGGCCUGGAACCGCCAGUGAUGAGAUGCUACUUCGCUCAGAGGAUAGCAUAACAGGAGAAAGUGGAUCAGGUCGGACUCCUGCCGAAGUUCGAGUAGCUGAAGGCGUUCAAACUACCAGUCCCAUGAAAACUCGAGCUGGUUCACUGAUUCAACAUGGAAUGCCAAUGCCAGAAAGUCAGAGCAGAGUCCCAACAACACCACAUGCAAAUUCACGGGCGUCUCCCGCGCCGAAUUCGGCCAUGAAGCGUAAACAAACGACUAUCGCUCCUGAAAGUGCCGUGAAACGAGUACGUACACGGGCAGGCAACGAAACAGACCUAGAGGGAAGAAGCAUGUCGCAAGCUUCGCAUACGUCCAAGACGACGCGAUUUGACAACCACAGCUCUGGCAUGACCUGUCGAACAAUAGCAGGAGAUCUGGUGGUGUUAUCGGAACCAAUGCACCUGUUCCAGGACAACGAAAAAAGACUAAUGCUCCAGCGAAAACGACGUCCAAGCAUGCCCAAUACCAGGCUCGUUUCAAUGAAGGUUCUUCGUAAACCGCCAGCAUCGUCAGAAAUCGAAACAGCGCUGAUGUGCAAUAGCUUUCCAAGGUAA